AUGUGUUCCAAGCUCAAGGUGUUUUGUGCUGGGAAUAAUAACCUCUCGGGAACACUUCCAGAAGAUAUGUAUAACAUCACCACUCUUGAACAAAUUUCAUUACCUCUCAAUUCACUUUACGGAGUCCUUAGAGAUGGCAUUCUCAACCUCACAAACCUCGCAAUCCAUGACCUCCAUUUCAAUCAAUUCAGCGGCGUUCUUCCUCUCCAUUUUGGGAAGCUUUCCAAGUUGAAACUGUUGCUCCUUCAUUUCAACAAUCUGAAAGGUUCUCUGCCCCCAUCUUUGAUGAAUUGCACAAGACUUAUACAACUAAAUGUAGGAGUCAAUCACUUUGAAGGGGAUUUGUCCAUGUAUAAUUUCUCCAAACUUGGUAGGCUUCGUAAACUGGACCUGUUGAAGAAUCAGUUCACAGGAUCUAGUUUUGAAGAGGAGGAAGUUCCAGCUGAUCUUGGCAUGGCUGAUUUUGAUGGAUUCCAAAAUCUUCGAUUUUUGGAUUUGAGAAACAAUGAGGUGACCGGCCAAAUACCUAUAUGGUUAUCUAAGCUCAAGAAGCUAGAGCUUCUCCAUCAGUUGUCCCUUAAAAACAAUUUCUUCUCCGGCAAGAUUCCAUACCAAACAUCCAAUAUCAAACACUUGGCAGCAUUGGAUCUCUCCUUAAAUCAUUUCUCUGGAAAUAUACCAGCAUCAUUAACAAGCCUUAAUUUCUUGGCAGAAUUUAAUGUCUCAUACAAUAAUCUAGAAGGCCAAAUACCAACAGGCACUCAGUUACAAGGCUUUGGUGCAUCUGCAUUUGAGGGGAAUCCCAACCUUUGUGGUCCUCCAAUUCCAAAUAAGUGCCAACCACUUCCAAAUGAUGGCAUUGAUGAAGAUGACAGUGACCAUGAAGUUCCAUGGUUUUUAGUUUCUGUUAUGCCUGGGUGCGAUACUGCUGCAACACUGGAGCUUUCUCAAGCAGAACAUGAGGAGAGGAAAGCAAGGGCCUUAGCUACAGCUGCAACGGAGUUGGAAAGACUUCUCAGAAAGGAAGAUUUUGGUAGAAUGAAGGUGAUCGGGCAAUUUAAUGUUGGCUUCAUUGUUGGGAAAUUAGAUCAACAUUUAUUUAUAGUAGAUCAGGAGCCUCAUGCUUCCAAGGACAUGGUAGGAGGAAUAGUGAGUGAAGAAGGAAGUCUGUUCAUGGAUAAAGGUGACUAUGACCUUCCUGGACUGACUGAUGUUGAAAAGCCAACAGUGAGAGGUCCAAAGAGGGCUUCCAAGAUCCGCAAGCUAUUUAACCUCACCAAGGACUAUGAUGUUAGGAAGUUAGCUUACAUCUAG
This is a messenger RNA of Rosa chinensis, 1314 nucleotides long. Its product is annotated as LRR receptor-like serine/threonine-protein kinase FLS2. The transcript is spliced from 8 exons. The record is from RefSeq and is a predicted model, not a curated record. Gene Ontology annotation, molecular function: protein binding. NCBI's taxonomy places the organism in Eukaryota, Viridiplantae, Streptophyta, Magnoliopsida, Rosales, Rosaceae. The coding region runs from base 1 to 1314 and encodes 437 amino acids.